UACAGGGCUCCGUCAUGACGUCAUGACGUCCGGCGUGCGGACGUGAUUAGAGUCUCGUGCCGAGUGCCGACAAACAGGGUUACAGUGAAGUGGAGCUUUGCACACAUUAUGGCGAGUGUGCUGUGCAGGAGGGUCCGACAGGUGAGUCAGUCGUCUGUGGUUCACACACUGGCUCAGAGGAUCGUGGCUGUCAGAGGUUUUUCAGCCGCAGGCUCGUCUGGAUCAGAUGAGCCGUAUAUAGCUGUACCAUCUCAAUAUUCAGGUCCUAGAACAGUGUGGCCAGAUGAAACCAUGGGUCCGUUUGGGCCUCAAGAUCAGCGGUUCCAGCUGCCAGGCAAUGUUGGUUUCGACUGUCACCUGAAAGGUACCGUAUUACAGAUGAAAGGGCCAGUCCACAGGACAGUCCCGGACGUUUUAACCUCCCCAUCCGGCACAGAGAGACACGAGUUCAUCCUCGCUCAGUUUGUUAAUGAGUAUCAGGGUAAAGAAGCGUCUCUGACGGCGCAGAGAGUCAGUAAAGCUGAACACUAUUUCAGUCAGUCAGAUGUGGAGUGUACAAUGCAUUCCUGCCCAGAGCUGCUGAAGAAAGAGCUAGAGCUGUUUUUCCCAGUGCUCCCUGCGAGUCCCAUCACUGUCGUCAACGUAACACAGAAGCAGCGAAAGAUGGACACAGAGGAUCAGAACAAAGAUCAGCAGGAGCUACUAGAUAAUUUUGUCAGUGGUGCUAAAGAAAUCUGCUUCAUGUUGUGGAGAGGAGGAUACUGGGCCGAUUUCAUCAGUCCACUGUCAGGAAAAGCUUUUUUUGGUGAUCAGGCACCGGACUCUAUUCUACAGCAAGACGUUGAGCGUCACGCUGGCUUUCACAUCGAGGACCGGGCGUCAUGUACGAUCAUACGGCACGUCUUAACAGGGACGUCCACGUGUGUCCUAACGCUGAUCACUAACGCACCUUCCAACAGUCUGAUCAUGGAGAAACUUCAGGGACACGCCAGCACUUCAGAGGACAAAGACUGACGGACGUUAUCUGCCAACAAACUGUCUCUUAUAUAACAGAGCUUUGAAUACAAAACUGUUGGUUGGAGUUUUGGAGAAAACACAGUAGAAAUGCACAUUUAUUUAUCAAAUAUGAACACUUAGAAUAAAGUAAACUCAGUAAAACAUUUAAAUUCAGGUGUGAAACCACAUGGUGCUUUACAAAACAUCAGCCUUUGAGAGAACGUAUUGCUGGUAGAACGUCAUCUAGAGUCGGGACGUCUGAAAGAGAGGAAACAACUCAACUAGUGCCACAAUACAACAGUACUGUUUUAGGACAUUAAGUCAUCUGUGCUUCAUGAUUUUAGUGCGCUAGAAUACUAAUGCAUGAACUUUUCAGUUCAGUUUGGCUGACUCUUGUCUUGUUGAAUGUGAAUAAAGUUUGUUCUCACCCAGAGUUCGCAGGAGUUCCAGGAUGAACGAGUGGAAAACUGGAAAGAAUUCCUCAUGUUCCUUCAGCUUUACAAUGAUACUGUGAAAUACAAACAGCACUAGUCUGUUCACUUACAUUAAAUCAGCAUCAGUCU
This is a messenger RNA of Carassius auratus (goldfish), 1559 nucleotides long. RefSeq names its product methylmalonic aciduria and homocystinuria type D homolog, mitochondrial-like. Gene Ontology annotation, cellular component: mitochondrion. Bases 109 to 1014 code for a protein of 301 amino acids. Gene Ontology annotation, biological process: cobalamin metabolic process. The record is from RefSeq and is a predicted model, not a curated record. The transcript has 8 exons. NCBI's taxonomy places the organism in Eukaryota, Metazoa, Chordata, Actinopteri, Cypriniformes, Cyprinidae.